UUGGAAGCGAAGUUUUACAAAGAGAUUGAAAAAUCUAUGCGUAUCAAAACAGUAAAAGAUUUUGAGUCAGUAUUACGAACUAAGAUUAAUGAUGAGUUAGAACUUGAAAGAAAGAAAAAUCAAUAUUUGUCUCGAAUACUACUAUCGAAUGAGUGUGAUUUAUGGGAAAAAAUACGAGAUGAUGGUUUUAACUGGUUAGUAAUACCAGAUGAACGUAAGGCUAGAUUAACCAAACUUAUUGAUCUCUAUUCUGAGUUUAGAACUCUUGUUGAGAAUGUUAAAGAUUUAAACACCAAACUUACGAAGAUUAAAGAAUUAAAAAAUGGUGAUGAUACUAGUGGCGGAGAGUAAUCUAAUUAAAGAGUAUAAUGGAUGUCUAUAAUUCUCUUUAUCAACAGGUUUGUGAUAAAAAGAGUUACUUAGGAAAAGAAUUGGAUAUUUACACUCGUUUAUUAAAAGUGUUAGACGAACUUAAAGUUAGCGUUGAAGAGAUGAAGAAUCUCGCAAAAGAUCUAAAUGAGACUUCUUCGAUAGACACUGUUAGUGAUGAUGAAGACAUAUCAGAUGAUGGUGAGUCAUAA
Porites lobata is the source of this 581-nucleotide messenger RNA. Lineage: Eukaryota; Metazoa; Cnidaria; Anthozoa; Scleractinia; Poritidae. The record is from the annotation of a GenBank genome assembly.